AUGUCUCUGAAAAAACAAACCAAUCUGAGUAAUGAUAGGACUUACAAGAAACAGUUGCAUGGAGCUUUGUUAGUUUCAUUAAGCUACUUAGAGAUAGAUGACAAUGGCUAUCAGGUUUGUGAGAUGACAUUUGAAAACACUUCAAAGAAGGACCUAACUGUCAAUACAACUGAAUUGACCACCGCCAAGUCCAAGGCAGACGAAGAAGAAUCAGGAUGGCUACCGAAAUUCUUUAGACUGUCGGGAAACCCCGAGGAACUGACAGAGUUGGUUACGCUGACUGAGGACGAGCUGAUUACCUUAUUCUUGGGACAUGUACAGUUGUUUGGAUACGUUGUUUUAAACUAUAGGAUUCCAAUUGACACCACCUCAUUAGACAUGAAUCGACAUGAACAGUGGUGGAACAAUGUGGAAUACUUGAACCAGUACUGGCAUAAGGAAGACGAAGAAGAGAAAGGAAAAGAUCCACACAUUGUCGUUGAGAAUACUCCCUUUGUCAAACAACAACUUGAAUCAAAAUUGGCCAUUGGCGGCUACUUGGGUGGGGUCAAUGAUUUGCUCGUCCACGAGAACAACUCAAAGCCUUUCAAUGUGAAUCCAACAUUACUACAUGAUUUAAUCAAUGUAUUUGAUUCGUAUCCCAAAACUAAAUCUGUGCUUCCGCAGCAAGAUAUGACUGAUUCCAUUUUGCCAAUAUAUACAACACCGCAAUCGCUUUUAUUCUCCGAUUUGACAAUUCCAAAAAACUCCUCCAAAUCGUUUAAAUUCAGUGUUCCUGUUAAUGAGAAGUUACCACCUAGUUACAACACCAGACUGACCGGUCCAGCCUGUGACCAGGGAUGGGUCAGUAUCAGAUACUCACUUGUUAUGAGUUUGCAUGAAAACAGUAUUGUUGAACCAGCAAAAUCAAUUUACUUCCCACUCAACAUUGUUCCACACAGAUAUGUAUCUAAUAAGGUGUUACAGAGGUAUUAUUUUGAAGAGGCAUUGGGGUUGGACAAGACUUGGACCAUAAAGGGUCUAGAUGAUGAGACUGCGAACCUGCUCACAGUGAGUAAUUCCUCGGCAAAAGCUGAUUUUUUAAAGGAUCUUUCAGACUUGAUUGACUCAGAUGUAUACAAUAUGCCAAAGGUCUCAACAACUGAGAGAAGGAGGAGUAGUGUAAAAAAUGCACUGACACACAUUUCGGAUGAGAGUUUGUACACAGCUCAGCUUCCAUCAAAUUUGAAAACGCUGUACCAGUUGAAAGUCAACGAAGACGAGGUGUGUAAGAUUUCUAUAUCCAAGCCAUACUACCAUAUCGGCGAGGACAUUCACUUUAAAAUUGAAAUGAAUUUAAAUGAUAAGGAGUCGCAAAUUAUCGGAUUGAUUGCGUACUUGGAGGCUCAUGAAACAUAUCACUUGAAGGACGAAGGAAAGAAUAUCGUCAACAAGUACGAAGUUUCGGGAAAUAUAAAGAUCAAUACCUUGGCAACAAUCUUGAAUAAUCAGAAAGGUGCCAAGAGUACAGUUGACCAGUUUAUCAACAUACCCAAAUUCUUGACGCCCCAGUUCCAGAGCAAGUCGUUUAUGGAUUUAACAUAUUGGUUAAAUUUCCAAUUAAAUCUUGCCAAGUUAUCCGAAGAAGAUGUCGGUGUAAGUGACCUUGUUUUCAAGUCUAAUACAUUUCUACGAUCCGAUGCUGUUGGAAACACUCAACAUUUCAAGGUACCCAUUCACAUAAUAAGCUCACCCUACGAGUGA
Molecule: messenger RNA, 1743 nt
Organism: Lodderomyces margitis
Lineage: Eukaryota; Fungi; Ascomycota; Pichiomycetes; Serinales; Debaryomycetaceae
Exons: 1
Coding region: 1-1743 (580 amino acids)
Biological process (GO): retrograde transport, endosome to Golgi
Cellular component (GO): Golgi membrane; Ric1-Rgp1 guanyl-nucleotide exchange factor complex
Source: RefSeq, a predicted model, not a curated record